AUGAAAACUUCUCUUAUUGCCCAAUUGCAGAUCCGUGAAGAUGGAGCAGAAACCGACUCUUCGGUACUAACAACGAGGCGAUCGCUUCCUAAAAGUCCAACCACUUUCAGAACUUUCCGACCGAGCUCUGGCAAGAUCACCGUGGACAGACGAAGCGUAACACAUUCACGACUAUCUCAAGUACAAGAGCAUCGAGCAGCCGGUAUUUCAGCUUGCGAUAUAGAACAGUUGUCUUGGAAUAAUUUACGAAAUUUGGACCGAGUGGAUGAACGCAUUCAACAGGAGUUUUUCGCUUUUCAAUCGACUACAGAUGAAAAUGAUGCACCUAGUUUCUCUGGCACAGAAGCCUUACGAAAACGUAAAUGGUCUGAAUCACCAGCCAGAAAAAAUCAAGAUACAUCUGUGGAAGGAAUCAGCCGACCAGAUACACCGGGAGAAGAGAAAGAUUCGACGGCCCUUGAGUGUGUGGAUGAAACGGCCAAUCUGAUCUCCGCAUUGGAUAGCAUGCAAAAGUCCCGAAUGGAUUUGCUCACAAUUGGUCGUGCCACAUGGCCAUCGCGAAGCACGCGUGUGGACAUUGAAGCCGGAUUUCUCUAUUUUCCGAGCACGGAUGAAGGUAAGCUGAUCGAGCAAAUGAUUGCAAUCAGUCAAUUCGACUGA
Molecule: messenger RNA, 660 nt
Organism: Echinostoma caproni
Lineage: Eukaryota; Metazoa; Platyhelminthes; Trematoda; Plagiorchiida; Echinostomatidae
Source: the annotation of a GenBank genome assembly